AUGACAGACUUGUGGCUGAUUUCUGUCCCACUGGACAAUACCAGUUCAACCAGUAUAGAGAAACUGAAGAGCACCAUUGCCAAAACAAACCUCGCUACCUGCAGCAAGUUCUCUAUUCCAGAGCUCAAGGUGGGAAUUCUGGACAGUCUGCUCACUGUGUCAGAUGAUCUCUCCAAGCUCGACACGCUGACUGAAAGUGUUAUCAAAAAAACAUGUCAGUGUAUGAGGGAGGUGAUGGAGCAGGCUGAGGACAAGGUGCUGGAAAAUUCCUUAGUCAAUGGAGUGGACCUGGUGAGCUAUGUGACAACCUUUCAGUGGGACAAAGCCAAGUAUUCAACAGCUUUGUCCCUCUCUACCCUGACAGAUGUCAUCAACAAGGAAGUUGCUCAGGUGGAGACAGAACUGAAGUCUCAAGCUGCGACAUACAACAGUGUGAAACUAAGCUUGCAAAACCUUGAGCACAAACUAGAGGGGAAUUUGCAGACUCGCAGUCUGGUUGACAUAGUGAAGAAAGAAGACCUGGUGAUCUCCGAGUACCUCACCACUCUACUGGUAGUGGUGCCCAGAGUGAACUACUUGCAGUGGGAGGAGACCUAUGAAUCCUUGUCAGAGUUUGUUGUUCCAAGGUCAAGCAGGAAACUGUAUGAGGAUGAAGAGGGGGGAGUUUACUCUGUUACACUUUUCAAAAAAUCUGUGAAUGAGUUCAAAGCCAAAGCUCAGGAGAGCAAGUUCACUGUGCGUGAGUAUAGCUUUGAUCUGGAGGAGCAGAUGCAGGAGGAGAUUAAACGGCUUAGUGGUACCAAAAAGGAACAAUAUGGAGUCUUUGUGCGUUGGCUGAAGCUGCAUUUCAGUGAGGUGUUUAUUACCUGGAUUCACUUGAAAGCACUGAGAGUGUUUGUGGAAUCAGUCCUCAGGUAUGGAUUACCUGUGAACUAUCAAGCUCUGCUGUUGCAGACUAACAGAAAGCGCUCACAGAGACUCAGAAAAGAACUGGCCUCACUCUUCCUGCAUCUGGACCCCACUGCCACUGCCAGCAAGGCAGAUAUCAACUGCGACAUCCCAGGACUCUACCAGCAGGAGUACUUCCCCUACAUCUGCUUUCCAAUCAACACCAACAUGCUGGACAUCAGCUAG
Monopterus albus (swamp eel) is the source of this 1134-nucleotide messenger RNA. RefSeq names its product ATPase H+ transporting V1 subunit C2 (gene atp6v1c2). The transcript has 12 exons. The record is from RefSeq and is a predicted model, not a curated record. NCBI's taxonomy places the organism in Eukaryota, Metazoa, Chordata, Actinopteri, Synbranchiformes, Synbranchidae. Gene Ontology annotation, cellular component: lysosomal membrane; vacuolar proton-transporting V-type ATPase, V1 domain. Gene Ontology annotation, molecular function: proton-transporting ATPase activity, rotational mechanism. Gene Ontology annotation, biological process: proton transmembrane transport. Bases 1 to 1134 code for a protein of 377 amino acids.